AUGGACCUCCGCGGCAUGCUUAACGACGAUGGAAACCUCCCGCCAGCGACGCCGAAGACCGGCCGACAAGCUUCAGUCGCGUCCAUUCUCUCGCCUACACCACCAUCAACUGCUGCCUCGUACGCGUCCAAAACAUCGCCCGCACCCCAGACGUCCCCCGCACCACCCCCUAGGGCCAUGUCUAUCGCAACUCAGCAACUCCGGGAGAUACCCCCGUGGGCUCGCCGCUUCGAUUGGAACGCGCUGCAGCGUGGAGAGAUCAGGCAAGCCCACAUACCCGAGCGCCCGCCGCCCCCGCCACAACAACAGCAGCCGCCUACGCCGCAUCACCAGCCGCCGCCCGUACAAGUCGCGCCCCGACAGCCGCCCGCGCCUCCCCCCAUUGAGGGUUCCAGCGGCGGUCUAGAGCCAAGCCUCACCAAUGUUCAGCCCUAUGAUGAGGUUGUGCGGAGGGUCUGCGACUUCUUAUGGCAGUCGGUCGUCGACCGGGAUGAUCUCCACGGCGGUGUGCCCGGUGGCUCCCAUCCCGGCAUCAAUCUCGAGAUCGAAGGAAAGCUGGGCACGCUGGUGGACAAGAACACCAACGAGCGUUUCACGCUACCCAUCCUCACUCAAGCCGUCUCCGCUCUCCCUUCCCAGAAGCUUGCAUUUGAGAGUUUCAUGAAUGAGCCGCAACACAAGACGUUGAACGACUUCCUCAACAAGACCGUUGGGGAUUCCCUCAGAGGUGGCCGCCCGAAGAUUCACUACAAGCAUCUGCGCGAGACGGACCAGUUCUACACGGCCGACGAAAACAUUCUUUCAUCUCUGCCGCCUGCUGUGCGUCCAUACCUCCACGGCCAAGGCCGCAUGCGCAAACCACGCGUCCGAGUUACGAGAGAUACGAAUACGAAGGAAAUCAAAGCGCAGAUCGUGAAGGUACGCGUCGCCGACCUCGACAUCCUAUCGCCCAGCGAAGCGUUCGACUGCCGCAUCAGCGUGAACAUUGAAAUCCAGCUGGAUGAGGAUCUUUCCGUGUUCGAGGCCUCGGACGAACCGGGCCGCAUGAAGGACCGUGUGAGCUACCAGCAUCUGCACACGCAGGUCGACUUGACCCAAGUCAGGAAGGCCAACAGCCCCAACGAAAAAGUCCACGAACUGGAGGUCGAACUCAUGGCCGACAAGCUCAUCGAGCAGGGCAUAUGGACCAAGCAAGGCCGUUCCGACGCGUGCUACGAAGAGAUGGUCAAGACUUUCGUCAACAACAUCAGGGUACUCUCCAGGGAAGCCACUCUUAUGUAA
Molecule: messenger RNA, 1281 nt
Organism: Diplodia corticola
Lineage: Eukaryota; Fungi; Ascomycota; Dothideomycetes; Botryosphaeriales; Botryosphaeriaceae
Product: mrna capping nucleoside-triphosphatase
Exons: 2
Coding region: 1-1281 (426 amino acids)
Biological process (GO): polynucleotide 5' dephosphorylation; 7-methylguanosine mRNA capping
Cellular component (GO): mRNA capping enzyme complex
Molecular function (GO): polynucleotide 5'-phosphatase activity
Source: RefSeq, a predicted model, not a curated record